This is a messenger RNA of Momordica charantia (bitter melon), 4065 nucleotides long. Its product is annotated as Vps51/Vps67 family (components of vesicular transport) protein. Lineage: Eukaryota; Viridiplantae; Streptophyta; Magnoliopsida; Cucurbitales; Cucurbitaceae. Gene Ontology annotation, biological process: intra-Golgi vesicle-mediated transport. Gene Ontology annotation, cellular component: Golgi apparatus; COG complex. The record is from RefSeq and is a predicted model, not a curated record.
UUAUCUCUGUUUCUCGAUUAUCAUCAUAUUUGACCCGAAUUCAGAACCCGCCAUUGAUCUUGAUCAGCAAGAGCAGUAAACCGACCCUCUUAAUCCCAAAUCUGAACCAAAAUCAACAAAUUGUUGCUCUAAUCGAUUUCCAUUUGCUUUCCUUGCGAUUGAUUCAUGACAUUGCCAUCUUCGUAAGAUCAGAUUCAUACCAAUUCUGAGCACCAGAAGCGAGGGCAGCCAUGGGAGUACCUUCAGCUUCCUCAACAGACGGAGGCGGAGGUUACCGCGAUGCCGAAUCUCUGUUCCGGACAAAGCCCAUUUCUGAAAUUCGGAAGGUGGAGUCCUCCACCCGCGCCCAGAUCCAGUCCAAGCAAGAGGAGCUCCGGCAACUCGUCGGUAACCGCUACCGAGAUCUGAUCGACUCCGCCGACUCCAUUGUUCUCAUGAAGUCGACUUCCCAUUCAAUUUCCUCUAAUCUCUCUUCCAUUCACCUUUCCAUCCGUUCCCUUUCGUCUUCCGAUUCGCUCACGCAUCUUCCUUCCCAUAAUCAUGUUCGCGUCACCCUCUACGCCAUCGCUUGCCGGGUCAAGUACCUCGUUGAUACCCCUGAGAAUAUUUGGGGUUGCCUCGACGAGUCGAUGUUUCUCGAAGCUGCUGUUCGUCACCUUCGAGCGAAGCAUGUGCAGCAAGCUUUGACGACUCACAAUGCCGAUUCAGACCGUAAGUUUCUCUCCAAUUUUCCUCUGCUUCAGCACCAUUGGCAGAUAGUGGAGAGCUUCAAAUCUCAGAUUUCUCAGCGUAGCCGUGAGAGACUACUCGAUCGUGGAAUUGGGGUUGGGGCUUAUGCGGAUGCCUUGGCUGCUGUUGCCGUUAUUGAUGAGCUUGAGCCGAAGCAAGUUCUCAGUUUGUUCCUCGAUUCGAGGAAGUCCUGGAUUUCUCAAAAAUUAGGAACAUGCGGGAGCAAUGCAGCUUGUUCUAUUGUAAUAUCCGUGUUCUGCGAGGUGUUGGCUAUAAUUCAGGUCAGUAUAGGACAGGUUGGUGAGUUGUUUUUGCAAGUUCUGAAUGAUAUGCCACUGUUUUACAAAGUUAUAUUGAGUUCACCUCCUGCAUCUCAAUUGUUUGGUGGAAUUCCCAACCCAGAUGAGGAAGUUAGGCUCUGGAAGUCAUUUAGGGAUACGUUAGAGUCAGUCAUGGUAAUGCUUGAGAAAGAUUACAUUGCUAGGACUUGCUCGAGUUGGCUAAGAGAAUGUGGAAGAGAGAUUGUUAGCCAGAUAAAUGGAAGGUUUUUGAUUGAUGCCAUUGGAAGUGGCCAAGACCUUGCUUCUGCUGAGAAAUUAAUAAGAGAGACAAUGGAAAGUAAGGAAGUCUUGGAAGGAAGUUUGGAUUGGUUGAAAAGUGUUUUUGGAUCUGAAAUCGAGUUGCCUUGGAGUAGAAUGAGGGAACUUGUAUUGGAAGAUGACUCAGACCUCUGGGAUGACAUAUUUGAAGAUGCAUUUGCGCGCAGGAUGAAAACUAUAAUUGACUCAAGAUUCAAGGAAAUGGUUAAAGGAGUUAAUAUUGCAGAAUCGGUUCAUGCAUCUGAGGAUGCUUUAGGUAAUAAUAUCUUGGAUUUCCAGGGGUACUUGAACAGACCCUCUACAGGUGGUGGGGUUUGGUUUAUAGAAUUUAAUGCUAAGAAAGCCGGUCCAACUGUGGGAGCAAAAGCAUCUGUAGAAGAGAGUGAUUUUAGUAGUUGUAUCAAUGCUUAUUUUGGUCCAGAAGUCAGCCGUAUCAGAGAUGCAUUUGAAAACUGUUGUCAGAGUGUGCUUGAGGAUCUUCUAAGUUUCAUAGAAUCUCCUAAGGCAUCAAUAAGGUUAAAAGAUCUGGCACCUUAUCUACAGAAUAUGUGUUACGAAAGCAUGUUAACCAUAUUGAUGGAACUAGAAAGAGAGAUUGAUAAUCUAUAUAGUAACAUGGAAAAUAGUAGGACUGCCAGUCAGCCUGUUAGUAUUGCUCCACUUGUUGAGAGAUCGCUUUUCAUUGGUCGACUCCUGUUUGCAUUUCAAAAUCACUUGAGGCACAUUAGUGUCAUCCUUGGUUCACCAAAAUUUUGGGUAAAUGACACAUCGUCCUCUGUUUUUGAUAAGCAUUCUUCAUUACUGAGACAAUCCAAAGGUGUUCCCGAUUCUCCUUUAUAUGUUAAUUCUCCAGGAAGACAAAUGUCCACCGACUCUAGAAGACAAAUGUCACUUGCUACAGCUGCAUUGCUUGGAACUAAAGAAAGUGAAAGCCCAAAACUUGAAGAGUUAAAUAGAGUUACUCAAGAUCUUUCUGUAAGGUCUCAUAGCUUGUGGAUGUUAUGGUUAUGUAAUGAGCUUUCUUCUAUUCUCUCUAGAGAUCUUACCCAAGAUGAUGCCCUACUGUCAGCAACGCCCUUGAGGGGCUGGGAAGAGACAGUCAUCAAGCAAGAACAAUCUGCUGAAGGUCAAUCAGAUAUGAAAAUUGCUCUUCCUUCAAUGCCUUCUCUUUAUACAAUUUCAUUUCUGUUCCGUGCAUGUGAAGAAAUUCAUAGAAUUGGAGGUCAUGUUCUCGAGAAGACAAUAAUCCGAAAAUUUGCAACGACUCUGCUGGAAAAGGUUAUAGGUAUCUAUGGGGACUUUAUUUCAUCUAUAGAAGAUAGCGGGCCUCAAGUGUCAGAAAAAGGCAUAUUGCAGGUUCUGUUAGAUAUAAGGUUUACUGCUGAUAUUUUAUGUGGGACUCAUUCUAAUAUGAGUGAAGAGUUGUCCAAAAACCCAAGGGCAAAGUUUACCUUCAGAAGGAAGCAGGAUGUAAGUGAGGAAAAAUCAGUCAUUAAAGAGCGUGUGAAUGCAUUAACAGAUCGUCUUUCAAAAAGGCUUGAUCCAAUUGACUGGCAAACGUAUGAGCCAUAUCUCUGGGAAAAUGAAAGGCAGACAUACCUUCGACAUGCUGUCCUUUUUGGAUUCUUUGUGCAGCUUAAUAGGAUGUACACAGACACUGUUCAGAAAUUGCCAAGCAAUUCAGAAUCCAAUAUCAUGAGAUGCCUUACAAUUCCUCGUUUUAAAUACCUUCCAAUUAGUGCUCCAGUUUUGUCUUCAAAAGGAGGAAUGAAGGCAACUAUUCCAACACCUUCAGAUGACAUCUCCUCAAGAAACUCCUGGAAAGCUUUCACAAACGGGGAGCUUCCUCAAAAAAUAGAUUUGAACGAUAACUCCAGUUUCGGGGUAGCAGCACCGUUAUUUAAAUCUUUCAUGCAGGUUGGAAGCAGAUUUGGAGAGAGCACACUAAAACUUGGGUCCAUGUUGACCGAUGGGCAAGUUGGCAUAUUUAAAGAUAGAUCGGCGGCUGCCAUGUCUACGUUUGGUGAUAUUCUACCCGCACAAGCUGCAGGCCUUCUUUCUUCCUUCACUGCUUCCAGAUCAGAUUCUUGAUGUUCUUUUAGAUACAUAAUUUUGAUUGAUAUCGGGUUAUAACAACCACUGAAACGUACUGAACAUUCAUGGCCAUCAUAGAAGAUACAUAGCAAUUCAAGUUUUGAAGGUUUAACUCCAUAAUCUUGAUGGGGAUUGGAGCUCUAGAACAUAUGGAUCAGUUUUUUCGGUGUUAAGAAACCAAAGUGUGAGAGGCCACCGACGGAGUCGAGCAGAACUACACUACAAACUAUUUCUAGCCAGAGGCAAAUUACAGGUACCAAGUCUCCAGCAAGAUCUUUCAAGUUAUAUUUUUCAGCGUUCUCUUACAAAAUAAGUGUACCAUAUGUGCUGUGGAUAAGCUUGAUCAAUUUACGAACAAUAGUGCCAAAGAUCGAUUAUAUGUGGGAUCAGAGAAUAAUGUCCAUAGGGUUGGGGAAUACUUGAAAAACUGUAUGUACUUGCAAAUUUUAUUCUGGCAGUUCGCAAGGCGAAGCUUUUACGCUUAGAUUGGAAGGCGAAGGGCGUUUUUGGACUGUGGAUUCUCCUUCGGUGUUCGGUAUUAUUUGUUUGGAUUCAUGCCAGUUGUAUAGGUAAACAAUCUGUACUCUUUCUCUUUCUUUUUUCCCCUCAAGAAAAUAUAUGUUUAGCCAACUGUUAAUUGUUU